Python bivittatus (Burmese python) is the source of this 3551-nucleotide messenger RNA. The record is from RefSeq and is a predicted model, not a curated record. NCBI's taxonomy places the organism in Eukaryota, Metazoa, Chordata, Lepidosauria, Squamata, Pythonidae.
CCUGGCCGUGGGAAGAGGAGGACCCCAAGCGACCGCUCCUGGUUAGGAGAUCGCUUUGAAAAGAGCGCGCUUAGCCUUACGACCACCCAGUCAAGCUACUGACAGCCGCCGUACAGCUCCGGGCAAGCGGCUGAAGCCUCGAGAGCAGCCGCAUGAAAACCCUUCACGGGCGGGGCCAGCAAGAGAGCAACGAUAUCCCCGCCUCCUUCCGAGACGGAGCUUGUUUCUCUCUUGCAAGUCUGCCGGGGAGUGACUGACGACGCAGCCAAUCAGAGAGGCUGGGGGAGUUAUGCCGGUCUCGAGAUAACGUGAAUGUUGGAUGUGUACCUAAAAAGGUGAUGUGGAAUACUGCUGUCCACUCUGAAUUCAUCCAGGAUCAUAUGAAUUAUGGUUUUAAAAUAGCUGAUGUGAAGUUUAAUUGGCAAAUAAUUAAAGAAAAGCGUGAUGCUUAUGUGAAGAAACUGAAUGAGAUCUAUCAAAAUAAUUUGAAUAAGGACCACGUGGAAAGCAUUCAUGGCCAUGCAUCAUUCGUAUCUGAUCCUGAACCUACAAUUGAAGUUGAUGGCAAAAAAUACACUGCGCCUCAUAUACUGAUUGCUACUGGUGGACAGCCUGUAAUUCCCAGUGAAAGUGAGAUUCCAGGAGCCAACUUGGGAAUCACUAGUGAUGGCUUCUUUGAACUUGAAGAGUUGCCCAAGCGUAGUGUUAUUGUUGGUGCUGGAUAUAUAGCUGUUGAAUUAGCUGGUAUUCUUUCAGCUUUAGGCUCCAAGACAUCCUUAUUGAUACGUUACAAUGAGGUGCUGAGAAAUUUUGAUUCAAUGAUCAGUUCAAACUGCACUCAGGAAUUGGAACAUAGUGGAGUAGAAGUCUGGAAACAUUCCAUGAUCCAGUCAGUUACAAAAUCAGCUUCAGGACUCUUGGCAAUAACUGUUACAUCCUCUCCUCCUAAUCAGAAACCCACUGUGAACACUGUUGAGAAUGUUGAUUGUCUCUUGUGGGCUAUUGGUAGAAAGCCCAAUACUGAGGAGCUAAACCUUGACCAGUUGAAUAUUAAGGUAGACAAGAGUGGUCAUAUUAUUGUUGAUGAGUUCCAAAAUACCAGCAGAAAGGGGAUCUAUGCUGUUGGAGAUGUAUGUGGGAAAGCACUCCUUACACCAGUUGCAAUUGCAGCUGGAAGGAAACUGGCACAUAGGCUUUUUGAAAAUAAAAAAGAUUUCAAACUUGACUAUACCAACAUUCCUACUGUGGUUUUCAGUCAUCCACCUAUUGGAACAGUGGGACUAACAGAAGCGGAAGCCAUAAAUGCUUAUGGAAGAGAGAAUGUGAAAAUUUACAUAACUUCCUUUGUCCCAAUGUACCAUGCAGUAACGGAAAGGAAAACAAAAUGUGUGAUGAAACUGGUGUGUGCCACUAAAGAGGAAAAGGUGGUAGGACUUCAUAUGCAAGGUUUGGGAUGUGAUGAAAUGCUCCAAGGGUUUGCAGUAGCUGUCAAAAUGGGAGCAACAAAGGCAGACUUUGAUCAGACUGUGGCUAUUCACCCAACUUCUGCGGAAGAACUUGUUACACUUCGUUAAACUGUACAUAGCUUAUUUUUUCUCAUGGUGAAAGAAGUACAAUUUUUUACAAAAUCAUGCAAUUCAAGACAAGUUUCAUUCUGCUGUUAUGAGGGGUAUACACAUGGAUAUAAUUUAUAAAUUAAUUAUAAUUUAAUUUAUAAAUUAAAUAAUUUCAAAUUUUAAAAAGUCUCCUUAGUUGAGCUUGAUUCUUCGUGACAUUUUGGACAUACUCAUAUUCAUGUAGUGAUCUUGGCAUCAAUAUAGAAGUGAUCUGCCAUUGCUUUCUGGCAUGUUGUUUUCAAGUUCUCAGUGUAGCCUGCUGCUUUGGUAUUUCCUAGUGGUCUCCCAUCCAAGUACUGGCCAGACUCAACCCUGCUUAAUCUGAGCGCAGACAAAAGUAGUUAGAUGGUGCCACCUAUUGAGACUUUGUGAAUGGUAAAAUGGGCUAGAGUACCAAGCAAACUAUCACACAAUCUUCACACUUAACCCCAAACGGGAAGUAAAAUCUAAAAUGGAAAAAAACCUGUCUUGAGCCAUGUAGGAACAAAUGGUGGAAGUACUGCGAUCUCAAACACUAAUAAUUAGCAUUUUGGUUUACUGAGCCUCUGGAUUGUGAAAGAUGCCACUUCCUGCCUAUUGGGAAGUACAAGUAUAACUAGUGUAGAACUUAGCCCACAAGGGUAUAGCAAGAAGACUAUGGUAUUAAUCCAUAUUCUGUAAAAAAAACUAAACCACCUUAGUUUUGCUUAUUUUGUCCUGUCCCCCCAUAAUAUUAAAAUCCAAUACACAAGCUACACAGCUAUUCUUUUGAUUUGUUUCCAACAAAAAUUACCAAUAUACAGACAUUUGCAACUAUAAGUUAGGGAACAAGCUUUUCAUCACAAAAAGUAAAUUCUAGAGUUAAUACCACAUUCUGCAAAGCAUAGUGGUAAGAAUUUCCAUUCAGUCAUAAUCUUAUUAAGCAAUAUUAUUCUCUCAAAGUUACGAGAAUUGAAAAAAGUAGAGUGGGGAGAUGGCUGCAUCCUAGGUGAUAUAUACAAUGAUAUAUUCAUAUUGCUUUUUUGAAUCAACAACCUGUAAGAUUCACUUCUACAAAAUAUUUGUAGCACAAAAUGUUAACUUUAAAAUAUACUUGCACACGUGCGUUGCAUAUGAGAUAAUGUGACUAAUGAAUGCCACUCUAGGAAUUUGUCUCAUUCCAUUUUCACAAAUACUAAAUUAAAUGGAAUGCAUGAACUCUUAUUACACUUGUGUUCCUGUUAAGAGAAUUAGGCUGUUUGCAUUUUAUGUUCAGGUAAACUCCUUAGUAAGUCCAUAGCAUCAUUUUGCUAUCAUUUUGCCCCUUAUUUAAAGCAGCUUUUUAACUUGAGAUUUCAGGCUUACUAUUUUAAACUUCUUAGUUUAAAUCUGAAGUCUUUACCCUCUUGAAUUACGUUUUAUCAAACUUAAAUACAUCAUAUUUUGGGUUAAAACAAUUCAAGGUGGUAAUUUUGGAUUUUACCUGAAUAGUAUGCCUGAAAAUUUAGUUGAAGAAUUCUAUUACUAUGGUCUCCAGUGAAGUUUGUCAUACAAACACAACCUUACAGUGAUAAUAUCAGGCCAAGGUCUUUCAAUUUCCAGUCAUAAGCUGUCACCUGAUCAUCUUAUGCAAUGAGGCAGAUAAUUAUUUGUGUGCAUGCUCAAGAGAAAAACAGACAGAUAAAUUAUUCCAUUUCAGCAUAUCCAACUGUUUGGAAUAAUGAUCUGCAGAUUUAUUUGUUCAAAUACAUCAAUAAGAUGCAAGCACUUUCAUGACAAAUAUACAGAAAAAAGGAAUCAACACAGAACAGUAACCUAGUUUAAAUGGAAAGAAAGCUUAUGACAAUAUACUCCCAAGAGAUUUUUUUUCUCCAGUUAAGUUACUUAUGUCAAUAAAAUAGAGGGCAAUAGGCUUAAGAGGGACAUUAGUUUGUACAUUUUCAUUAAACUUCAAAAUGUUAAUACAUGCCAGUUGAA